This is a messenger RNA of Aspergillus aculeatinus CBS 121060, 939 nucleotides long. RefSeq names its product 60S ribosomal protein uL10. Lineage: Eukaryota; Fungi; Ascomycota; Eurotiomycetes; Eurotiales; Aspergillaceae. The transcript is spliced from 3 exons. Gene Ontology annotation, molecular function: structural constituent of ribosome; large ribosomal subunit rRNA binding. Gene Ontology annotation, biological process: ribosome biogenesis; ribosomal large subunit assembly; cytoplasmic translation. The record is from RefSeq and is a predicted model, not a curated record. Bases 1 to 939 code for a protein of 312 amino acids. Gene Ontology annotation, cellular component: cytosolic large ribosomal subunit.
AUGGGGGGCAAGUCUGCUACCAAGGCCGCUUACUUCGAGAAGCUCAAGGCCCUUCUCGAUGAGUACAAGACCGUCUUCAUUGUCGGUGUCGACAAUGUCAGCUCCCAGCAGAUGCACGAGAUCCGUGUCUCUCUGCGUGGUGAGGGUGUCGUCCUGAUGGGUAAGAACACCAUGGUCCGCCGUGCCAUCAAGGGCUUCGUCACCGACAACCCGGAGUACGAGCGCCUGCUCCCCUUCGUUAAGGGUAACGUCGGUUUCAUCUUCACCAACGGUGACCUCAAGUCCACCAAGGAGAAGAUCCUGGCCAACCGUGUCGCUGCUCCCGCUCGUGCCGGUGCCGUUGCCCCCGCUGAUGUCUGGAUUCCCGCUGGUAACACCGGUAUGGAACCCGGUAAGACCUCUUUCUUCCAGGCUCUCGGUGUCCCCACCAAGAUUGCUCGUGGUACCAUUGAAAUCACCACCGAUCUGAAGCUCGUUGAGGCUGGUGCCAAGGUCGGCCCCUCCGAGGCCACCCUGUUGAACAUGCUCAACAUCUCUCCCUUCACCUACGGUAUGACCAUCUCCCAGGUCUACGACCAGGGUCAGACCUUCGGUGCCGAGGUUCUCGACAUCGAGGAGUCCCAGCUCCUCGAUGCCUUCAGCGCUGCCAUCAAGACCAUCACCAGCAUCUCUUUGGCCGCUAACUUCCCCACCCUUCCCUCUGUCGUCCACUCCGUGGUCAACAGCUACAAGAAGGUUCUCGCUGUUGCCAUCGAGACUGAGAUCUCCUGGCCCGAGAUUGAGGAGCUCAAGGACCGUAUCGCCAACCCUGACGCUUACGCUUCUGCCGCUCCCGCUGCCGCCGCUGCCCCUGCUGGCGGUGAUGCCCCCGCUGCCGAGGCCGCUGCCGAGGAGGCUGAGGAGUCUGACGAGGACAUGGGCUUCGGUCUUUUCGACUAA